Suhomyces tanzawaensis NRRL Y-17324 is the source of this 1056-nucleotide messenger RNA. Its product is annotated as alpha/beta hydrolase. The coding region runs from base 1 to 1056 and encodes 351 amino acids. The record is from RefSeq and is a predicted model, not a curated record. NCBI's taxonomy places the organism in Eukaryota, Fungi, Ascomycota, Pichiomycetes, Serinales, Debaryomycetaceae. Gene Ontology annotation, molecular function: hydrolase activity. The transcript has a single exon.
AUGUACACGCUUCAACCAGACUUCAGCUUCCCAGGAGGAGUUCCUCCAACUCCCCACCAGUUGCACCCUUCGGUGGUCGACAAGUUGGACCCCGUCUACAAGCAGUUCUACGCCGACAAGUUGAGCACCAACUCCAACAUCCUCUACACCCACAGAGUUCCCUUGGCUCAGCUCAAGGCUGCCGGUAACGUUGUGCCAGGCCAAACGCCCAUGGCCGAGAUGGAGAAGAUCUACGACAUCGCCAUCCCCAGAAAGUACACCGAGGGCCCCGAAAUCCCCGCCAGAGUGUUUGUUCCUAAGGGCACUCCUCCCGCUGCAGGCUUCCCAUGUUACGUGUGGUACCACGGAGGCGGACACGUUCUCGGUAACAUUGGUACCGAGAACUCGUACUGCUCGCACAUUGCAGAGGACGCCCAGUGUGUGGUCGUCACUGUCGACUACCGUUUGGCACCAGAGGCUCCCUUUCCCGCUGCUCCCAACGACGCAUUUGAAGCCUUGGUGUGGGCUCUCGAGGAAGGCCCCGCCCAGUUGAAGAUCGACGGCGACAAGGUGGCUGUUGGCGGCUCGUCCGCAGGCGGUAACUUGGCAGCUAUCGUGUGCCACAAAUUCGUCAACUCGCCCCUCUCGGAAAGAUUGCCCAGCAUCAAAUUCCAGGUCUUGGUGGUGCCUGUCACCGACUGUACCGCCAACACCGACAACUACGAGUCGUGGAAGGAGUACGAGUUCACCCCGCAAUUGCCAGCGGAAAAGAUGCUUUGGUACAGAGCCAUCUACUUGCCUAACGGCGAGUUCACCGACCCUGAAGCAUCGCCUCUCUUCUACCCUGACGAGAGCUUCAAGAAGAACCCCCCAGCCGUGUUGUGUGUGGGUGAGUGUGACGUGUUGAAGUCCGAAGGUUUGGCUUACGGAGACAAAUUGAGAAGAAACGGCGUGGAGUGCACCGCUAACAUCUACAAGGGCUGUCCUCACCCAGUCAUGGUCAUGGACUCGGUGUUGGAACAAGGAAAACAAUUGAUCAAGUCCAACGUUGACGGAUUGAAGAAGGCGUUUGCUUAA